AUGGUGUCCCACAUAGCUCCUCUUCAAUAUAUAGAAUUCCUUCCAACCAAGGAUUUUACACUUUCAGAAUUGUCAAAAGAAGCCUUCAAACAGAUAAUGGAACCACUCAAAGGCGACAACGUCAAUAUGAUCAGACUGUACGGAAUGGGAGGGUGGGAUCAAAUGGCUGAUAGUCUGGCUCUGAAGUUUGAGCCAAGAACUAUAGAAGGGAGAGCAAAACAACUAUGGCAAAGAUUACAGAAAGAGAAGACGAUGCUUAUCAUCCUAGAUGAUCUGCGGCUUAUGAUGACUCUGCAUUAUAGCCACAUUCUGAGUGAGGGCUUGAUGAGAUAUGCCAUUGGCUAUGGGCUACAUCAACAUGUGGGGUCCAAUGAAGAUGCAAGGAAACAAGUGCAUGCGGCUGUCGAAAACCUCAAAGAUUGUUAUAUGCUGUUGGACACUGAAAUUAAAGAAUAUGUGAAAAUGCAUGACUUGGUUCGUGAUGUUGCUAUUCAAAUAGCAUCAUCAUCAAAAGUAUUUGAUUUCACUGGCAAUAGACUGACAGAACUUCAUGAAGGAUUGGUAUGUCCACUGCUCAAAGUUUUGUUAUUAGACUUGGAUGAUAACGUGGAUGUUCCAUACUUCAUUUCGUUGAGAGAGCUGCAAAGACUUAAGAUUCUUGGUUCUCGGAAGUGCUACUCAAUUAAAGCACUACCUGAGGAAAUAGAAAAGCUCAAGAGCUUAAGGUUGUUGGAUUUGACAAGUACGAUUCUAAUUCGGAUUCCUGUGGAUUUGAUUGGAAGGUUGAAGAAGUUAGAAGAACUGUUGAUUGGGUCUGAUAGCUUUGGCGAAUGGGGUGUUGGUGGGACAAGUAGAGGAGGAAUGAAUGCAAACCUAACAGAACUAAAUUUCAUUGUCUCAUCUUUCUGUAUUAUCGUUGAGGAUACCAGAGACCAAAUACAUUCUCAAAGAUUUUGUUUUCCCCAAGUUGCUUAA
Dovyalis caffra is the source of this 975-nucleotide messenger RNA. The record is from the annotation of a GenBank genome assembly. Lineage: Eukaryota; Viridiplantae; Streptophyta; Magnoliopsida; Malpighiales; Salicaceae.